Messenger RNA from Spirodela intermedia, 1438 nucleotides. The record is from the annotation of a GenBank genome assembly. NCBI's taxonomy places the organism in Eukaryota, Viridiplantae, Streptophyta, Magnoliopsida, Alismatales, Araceae.
AUGUCUGCCUACUGCGGGAAGUACGCUGGUGAGCAUUCUCCCGUCCUCUCCGUCGACCCCUCUCUCUCUCUCUAGCCGGCCUUCUUCCCCCUCGCUUUGAGGUGGACUCUGCAUUAUGGCGCCGGGACUCAUCCUUCUGACGAGUCUCGGAAGGUAAGGCCCAGGCCCGCCGGCACGUUGACUCCAUGAGUGUGCCUGUCUAGGGCAGCUUGCGGGUCUCCGGCGGAGUCCUAGCAGCGGCUAAGCACUUCCCCUCCGGGUUUCAAAUCGGGUUUCGGUUGUCUCCUCCCCCCACCGUGCACAAGCUCCGAAAAGUCUCCUGCUUGAUUAUUCUGGCGAUCAGAUUCCCUGUGUCGCUUGUUAUAAUAAUGGUUGGUCUGUUCUUGCAGAGGAGCUCAUCAAGAAUGCGGCUUACAUCGGGACGCCUGGGAAGGGAAUCCUUGCCGCCGACGAGUCGACUGGGACGAUCGGCAAGCGGCUGGCCAGCAUCAACGUCGAGAACGUGGAGUCCAAUAGGCGGGCCCUCCGCGAGCUCCUCUUCACCACACCGGGAGCGUUCGAAUGCCUCAGCGGAGUCAUCCUCUUCGAGGAGACCCUCUACCAGAACACCGCGGGUGGGAAACCUUUCGUGAAGAUCCUCAGCGAGGGGGGCGUGCUCCCCGGGAUCAAGGUCGACAAGGGCACGGUUGAGCUAGCCGGCACCGACGGCGAAACCACGACGCAGGGCCUCGACGAUCUCGGCAAGCGCUGCGCCAAGUAUUACGAAGCCGGGGCUCGCUUCGCCAAGUGGCGGGCCGUUCUAAAGAUUGGCCCAACCGAGCCGUCUCAGCUAGCCAUCAGCGAGAACGCCAAUGGGCUGGCGAGGUACGCCAUCAUCUGCCAGGAGAACGGCCUCGUCCCCAUCGUCGAACCUGAGAUCCUCGUCGAUGGGUCUCACGGAAUUGACAUCUGCGCGGCCGUGACGGAGAAGGUCCUUGCCGCCGUCUACAAGGCACUGAGCGACCACCAUGUGCUUCUGGAGGGCACCCUGCUGAAGCCCAACAUGGUCACCCCUGGCUCGGAGGCACAGAAGGUGGCGCCGGAAGUGGUAGCGCAGUACACAGUCCGGGCCCUGCAGAGGACUGUUCCGGCGGCUGUUCCUGCCAUCGUAUUCCUUUCCGGUGGGCAGAGCGAGGAGGAGGCCACGCUGAACCUCAAUGCGAUGAACCAGUUGGAGGGGAAGAAGCCAUGGUCGCUUACCUUCUCCUUCGGUCGUGCGCUGCAGCAGAGUACUUUGAAGGCGUGGGCUGGAAAGGAGGAGAACCUUGAUAAGGCACAGGCCGCCUUCCUGUCCAGGUGCAAAGCAAACUCUGCGGCCACUCUGGGGACCUACAAGGGGGAUGCCGCAAUGGGAGAGGCAGUCUCCGAGAGCCUUCACGUCAAAGACUACAAAUAUUGA